AUGGUACGGUUUCACCUGUCGACAACCGCUACAGCCACAGCUUCUCCACUCCACUACCAUGGCGUGGAACUGGUAGCACCAUUUCCACUUCUCUCACUAACUCCUCAUCAUCGUCAUCGCCACCAGUUUCAGCUCCCUUUUCCUUCCCUUUCCGCUUCCACAUCGUCGCCGAGGUGCUCGAGGCGCAAGCGAGCUAGCUGCUCUUGCAAGAUGACUGAUUCUCAAGGAAAGGCGACGCAACCCGCUGGCCGCGAUGUCCGUUCCGGCGACAUGAUUUUUCAGCCAAUCUUGGAGAAAGGCGUUUUCCGAUUCGAUUGCUCUGCCGAUGAUCGGGCUGCUGCUUUUCCUAGUGUUUCCUUCGUCAAUGCGAAGGAUAGGGAGACGCCGAUCACUAAUGCUGCUGAAGCAGUUCCUACGUUCAUCCCAACUUAUCAGUCUGGUUCGGAGAGCCAGACUGUCCAGCUUCAGCUGCCUGCUGGUACCUCUUUUUAUGGAAGUGGAGAAGUUAGUGGACAGCUUGAGAGGACUGGGAAGAGAGUUUUCACAUGGAACACAGAUGCAUGGGGUUAUGGUCCAGGAACUACAUCUUUGUACCAAUCACAUCCUUGGGUGUUGGCCGUUCUGCCAAAUGGAGAAGCAAUUGGAGUACUUGCAGACACCACCAAGCGUUGUGAGAUUGAUCUGAGCACUGAGUCAGUAAUUAAGUUCGUUGCUCCUUCCUUUUAUCCCAUCAUAUCUUUUGGUCCAUUUCCUUCACCGGCAGCUGUUUUGAGUUCUUUGUCCCAUGCAAUUGGGACUGUCUUCAUGCCUCCAAAGUGGUCUUUAGGCUAUCAUCAGUGCCGUUGGAGCUAUGAUUCAGAUUUGAGAGUUCGAGAGGUUGCCAAAACUUUCCGGGAGAAGGGCAUACCUUGUGAUGUCAUUUGGAUGGAUAUUGACUACAUGGAUGGUUUCCGAUGUUUCACAUUUGACAAGGAAUGCUUUCCAGCUCCAAGUUCUUUGGUGAAAGAUCUCCAUGAUAAUGGUUUCAAAGCAAUUUGGAUGCUUGACCCGGGUAUUAAGCAUGAACAGGGCUAUUUCAUAUAUGACAGUGGUUCCAAAAUUGACGGUUGGGUUCAAAAUACACAUGGACAGCCAUAUAUUGGGGAGGUGUGGCCUGGGCCUUGUGUUUUCCCAGACUUCACACAGUCCAAAGUUCGGUCCUGGUGGGCUAGUUUAGUCAGGGAUUUUAUUUCCAAUGGCGUUGAUGGUAUAUGGAAUGAUAUGAACGAGCCUGCAGUUUUCAAAACUGUGACUAAGACAAUGCCAGAGAGCAACGUCCAUAGAGGAGAUGAUGACCUUGGAGGUCGCCAGAAUCACUUGCAUUAUCACAAUGUGUAUGGCAUGCUCAUGGCAAGAUCAACAUUUGAAGGGAUGAAAUCAUCCAACGAAAACAAGCGUCCUUUUGUUCUUACAAGAGCUGGAUUUAUUGGUAGUCAAAGAUAUGCUGCUACUUGGACGGGAGAUAAUCUUUCCAACUGGGAGCAUUUGCAAAUGUCUAUCUCAAUGGUACUUCAGUUGGGUCUCAGUGGUCAGCCACUUUCAGGACCUGACCUUGGUGGGUUUGCUGGGAAUGCAACACCAAAGCUCUUUGGAAGGUGGAUGGGCAUAGGUGCUAUGUUUCCAUUUUGCCGUGGUCAUUCUGAAAAGGGUACGACAGAUCAUGAACCAUGGUCUUUCGGGGAAGAGUGUGAAGAAGUUUGCCGUCUGGCGCUGAGACGGCGUUAUCGUCUUCUACCACACAUAUAUACUCUCUUCUAUAUGUCCCACACAAUGGGUACACCGGUGGCCACCCCUACUUUUUUUGCUGACCCAAAAGAUCCAAGCUUACGGAAUCUUGAGAACUCUUUCUUGUUGGGUUCACUUCUUGUCUACUCAAGUACUGUUUCUGACCAGGCAACACAUGAAGUGAAGCAUAUUCUUCCACAUGGAAUCUGGAUGAGAUUUGAUUUUGACGAUGCACAUCUGGAUUUGCCAACCUUAUACUUGCAAGGUGGUUCAAUUGUUCCUUUGGGUCCUCCUUAUCAACAUGUUGGUGAAUCUAAUGUAUCAGACGACCUGACGAUCCUGGUAGCCUUGGAUGAAAAUGGGGGCGCACAAGGACAACUAUUUGAAGAUGAUGGUGAUAGUUACGAUUUCACUAAGGGGGAGUAUCUGCUGACACACUAUGUCGCAGAACUCAAAUCUUCAGUCGUUACUAUAAAGGUUUCAAAAACGGAAGGGUUAUGGAAAAGGCCCAGUCGUCGUUUGCAUGUGCAUCUAUUGCUGGGUGGGGGAGCAAAGCUUGUUGCACUGGGAAUGGAUGGGGAUGCUAUCCAAAUCGCAAUGCCAACAGCACGUGAUGUGUCUGAGUUGGUAUCCACUGGCGAGAAACAAUACCAAAAACGUCUAGAAAGCUCUAAGCCUAUUCCAGACGUGAAAGCGGAUACUGGGCCUAAGGGAGCUGAGCUUUCAAGGACUCCUGUGGAACUGAAAAGUGGAGACUGGUCUGUUCAAAUAGUUCCCUGGAUUGGCGGUAGAAUUAUUUCUAUGAAGCACCUUCCUUCUGGCACACAGUGGCUGCAUAGCAGGAUUGAUGUGGAUGGAUAUGAGGAGUAUAGUGGAACUGAGUACCGCUCUGCAGGAUGUUCUGAAGCAUACAGUGUUAUUGAGCGUGAUCUAGUGCAUGCAGGAGAAGAGGAAUCUCUGAUGUUAGAAGGUGACAUUGGUGGAGGAGUGAUUCUUCAGAGGCAUGUAUCAAUACUCAAGGACAGGCCACAGAUUCUUCAAAUUGAGUCCGGUAUUAUAGCUCGCAGUGUAGGUGCUGGAUCUGGUGGAUUUUCCAGGCUGGUUUGCUUGAGGGUACAUCCCACAUUUACUCUCUUGCACCCCACGGAAACUUUCAUCACAUUCACUUCCAUUGACGGCACAAAGCGUGAAAUUUGGCCGGACGCUGGGGAUCAGACCUAUCAAGGGAAUCAGCUUCCAAAUGGAGAAUGGAUGCUGGUGGACAAAUGCCUAGGCGUGGGGCUGGUUAAUCGGUUCAAGGUGGAAGAGGUAUACAAGUGUUAUAUCCAUUGGGGCACUGGAACGGUGAACUUGGAGCUGUGGUCGGAAGACAGGCCGGUCUCGAAGCAAUCCCCUCUGACGGUUUCUCAUCAGUACGAGGUAGCUAGAGUGGCCUCUUCUUAG
This is a messenger RNA of Linum trigynum, 3207 nucleotides long. NCBI's taxonomy places the organism in Eukaryota, Viridiplantae, Streptophyta, Magnoliopsida, Malpighiales, Linaceae. The record is from the annotation of a GenBank genome assembly.